AUGGAAAAGGAGAUCAGCACUUGCCCAUGAUCAACACCCUCUUGUGAGAACGAGGGUGUAUUCUACUACGAAGAUGCCAAGGAGUACUCCUGAAGUGACUGUGAAGCAACAGUUUAUUCGGGAAAUUCUACCAAGCAGAAAAUUCCAAGCACUCUUGAUGUAGCGAAGAAGAUAGUUGUUACAAACCUCAUGAUCAAGAACAUGAUGGAUUACAUUCAGACUAACUAUUCUGAAGGAUUGAGAGACUCAACGACCGAAUCUGUCCAAGAUCAUAUAGCUACCUUUGAAUCAAUUAAAGGAUCUUUCCAAGAUCUUCUUGACAAUGGAAGUUAUUGCAGUUUAAUAGACACUGAAGAAAAGAUUGAGAAGUGCCUCGAUGAUUUCAAAAAGAACCCUGAGCAUAUAAAUUAUCUCUUGCAUCAGAGCUUGGCUAAGAUCAAGACCACAGAGUUCUCCAAGAUUGACUCUAUCGAGAGGGCUUCAUCAAGAGAGUCUAUUCCAUACAGUUUUGCAGAAGAGUCCUUUCUAGAAAUUCCAAGAAGAGAUCCACCCCAAGAGAGAUCUUCGGUAGAUCAUACCAUAGAUGACUCGGAAUCUAGAGAAAUCCCAGUCGAAGAAGUUAAGUUGGUAGAGCCAGCCCAAGUUUUUGAAGAAAAUAAAAACUAUGAAGAAAGAGAUGACUUCGUCAACCACGAAGUUACUAGACUCUCAUGUGAGCUCUUUGACCAUGCAUAUGAUGAAUAUUUUGAAGAGGAAGUCGAGAUUGGAGAAGACUUUAAACUAGUCCUCAAUAUGGAUCAAGAAAAAGAUUGGAAGUUCCUCAAGUUCCUUCUCGGCCAUAAAAUCCCUAACUGAAAAUAUCUCAGCUUGAGAGCGAUCCCUGAAAGGAAAUUGGAGGUAAAACAGUUCCUGUACAAUUCCUUUCCUGACCUCGUGAGGGAUCUAAAUUUUAAUUUUAUGUCCAACCGCAAAGAUAUUACGUUCUAUCAGAAAUCGUUAGAGCAUAUUUUCCCAAAGGUUGGUCAGGAACUGAACUUGUACCACCUAAUCAUCAGCAACCAACAGUUGUGCAGACUUUUGAUGGCGAACACAAACAGCAUUAUGUGGAUUGGGUUCAUAGAAUGCAAACUUCCCGACCAAUUUGACUUCGGAAACAAAAUAAAUGGUGCAAAUUUCAGAGGUCUCAGUCUGUCAGGAUCUAAGUACCAGACAUCGAAUCAUUGGGAGAACCAUCCAGAGAGGUUCCGUUACCUUAUAGAAGCUCUCUCCAGAGUCAAUAGUGUCAGACAAUCAAUGGACAGAAUCUGGCUUGUAGAUUCAGGGAUAGAACUCGCAUCCAUCAGAAAUACUUUGGAUAGCAAUGGAUUCGAAAAUGUCGAGAUUAAAAGACAUAGUAUCUAA
Moneuplotes crassus is the source of this 1401-nucleotide messenger RNA. NCBI's taxonomy places the organism in Eukaryota, Ciliophora, Spirotrichea, Euplotida, Euplotidae. The record is from the annotation of a GenBank genome assembly.